Messenger RNA from Anolis sagrei ordinatus, 6302 nucleotides. RefSeq names its product histamine N-methyltransferase-like. Gene Ontology annotation, molecular function: N-methyltransferase activity. Lineage: Eukaryota; Metazoa; Chordata; Lepidosauria; Squamata; Anolidae. The record is from RefSeq and is a predicted model, not a curated record.
UUUAAAGGCAGAGGACAGUUUGGUGUUUUCAACCCAUUUGAGACUGAUCCAUCUGCCAGGGAUUUCUCUCCCUUCUUUCUGGAGCAGGAAUGCACACUGCUUGCCAAGGCACUGAUUUGGUGGGUGGAGAAAGAUUGUGGCCUAUAAAAAUGUACUUUGUUUGAGUAAGAAUGCACUUCCUGAACCUCGGAUCUCACAGAUUGAAACUAGCACUUCCUGAAAGCAGAGACAUUUACACUGACUCAUCCAUAAUAUGCUCAAACAACACUGCUUGUUCUUUUUGUGAGUCCCACCGGUAUGAUUUGGAAUCAGCCAUGGCGAUGAGGAGCUUGCUGUCUGAUGAUAGCCAGUAUGUUGAAUCUUUUCGUCUGUUCCUUGAAAAUUCAACAGAGCAUCAGUGCAUGCUGGAAUUCAUUCAGAAGAAUCUGCCAGACAUAAUUUCCAGUAUAGGUAAUGGAAAGUCCACAAUAAAUGUUUUAAGUGUUGGAGGUGGUUCGGGAGAAAUUGAUCUUCAAAUUCUUGCAAAGGUACAAGCUGAAUAUCCUGGAGCUGUCAUUCAUAACGAUGUGAUAGAACCAAGUGCUGAACAAAUAAUGUGCUACCAGGAACGUGUUGCAAAGGCAUCAAGCCUUGAGAACAUAAAGUUUACUUGGCACAAAGAGACUUCACUGGAAUAUGAAGGUCGGAUAAAGGCAAGCAAAGAGAUGAAGAAGUGGAACUUUAUUCACAUGAUCCAGAUGCUGUAUUAUGUAAAAGACAUCCCAGCAACAAUUAAAUUCUUUCACAGUCUCUUAGAACCUGGAGCAAAACUCCUUAUUAUCCUUGUUUCAGGAACCAGUGGCUGGGCCAAGCUUUGGAAGAAAUAUGGUUCUCGUUUACCUCUGAAUGAUCUUUGCUUAUAUGUUUCUUCUGCUGACAUCGAAGAAAUACUUCAUGAAGCUGGACUGAGAUACCAGUCCUAUGAGCUUCCAUCUCAUAUGGACAUAACAGAUUGCUUUACUGAAGGAAACAAAAAUGGAGAAUUGCUGCUUGAUUUUUUGACUGAAACUUGCAACUUUAGUAAAACUGCCCCUCUUAAUCUCAAAAAUGAAAUUGUGGAUGAUCUUAAGCUUGAAUAUAGUGAAAAGAAAGGUGGCAAGUAUUUAUUUAAUAACAACCUGUGUGCAAUCGUAAUUGAAUCUGAAAUACAGUAGGUUUGUCUGGAUUUCUCCAGGAUGAAACCUUCACAAAGUGAAUGUUUAGAUAACUCACUGAAUAUCUGAAGGAGACAUAUACAUAUGCACAGGUUACACCAUUUCUGGCUUUUUAUACCUGUUAAAAACAUUACCGUGUAUUCAUAGUAUUGUGUGUUAAUAGUUUGCUAACAAAAAAUCCACAACUUGCUGAGUUUCACACUGUCUUUAUGCUUGUUUACUGUCUCUUGGAUAGUAGAUAGGGUAUGUGGGGAUCAUUAAUCACAACUUGAAAAAUCACAGGUCUGCAUGCUUCUGAUUGAUGGAGAAGGUGCUGCAAUGACCUUGAGAAGAAGAAUCCUUCAUAGCUGUUUUAAUAGUCCUUAUGCUUUAUAAGUACUACUCAUACCCAAGUAGCAAAAAAGGUGGGAUUUUUAAAUUCACUGGCGUGUGUGUGUGUGUGGGGGGGGGGGGUUACAUUUUUGGAAUUCUUCUUUCAGGAUUGGAGUAGACCUGGGUGGCAUGAAGGACCAUAUGUACAAUUGAAGAACUUUAAAGUGUUUCCUUAUUUAUUGGGGAAAGUAUUUUAAUAUGGUUAAGCAUGAAAAGGGAGCUUUUCCCCUCCUCCUGAACAGAACGCUGUAAUUAUGUGCCAAUUUGCAUGCCCUGCCCUUCAGUGAUAGGUGACAUUUCCUACGGAGGUGACAUUUUCUAUCUUGGAAAUUCACAGACAGGGACACUCAUGGGAGGAUAAGAGCAAGGUAUAAUUCUAUACUAUAAUAAACAUCAAUUCAGAAAGUUGAUCCUGGUAUGGUGGAGGGGACGAUUAACCCAUUCCUUUGAUUACUUCUUAUACAAUUUCCCACUGUAGUUCCCACAUUUUAUGCUUAUGAAUGAGAAGGAAGAAGCACAUACCAUAAGGACAAAACAUUGGAUAAUAUGAAAACUUGGAAGUAACAGAGUGAUGUAGUUACCCUAUAAUGAGAUUUUUAAUGAAGGGGGCCACAGUGUCACAUUUUAAAAGUAACAGUGAAUGGAAAUAGCAUGCAAAAUGUUUGUUUUUGUUUUAAUGCAUUAUGUUUUGUACGUAUUUUGUUUCAGGUAUUUUAAAAAGGCAUUUAUGAUCGGCAUUUGGAAUGGUACUUGUCACAUUAACCCACUUUCUUUAAAAAACAACAGUAAAGAAAAUAAACAAGUUAUCAAAUAAUUAGAAGAAGAAGAAGAAAAUAACAUACAGUAGAGUAUUUCUUAUCCAACAUAAACGGGAGAAUGUUGGAUAAUCAAAAAUGUUGGAUAAUAAGGAGGGAUUAAGGAAAAGCCUAUGAAACAUCAGAUUACAUUAUGAUUUUACAAAUUAAGCACCAAAAUAUCAUGUUUUACAACAAAGUGACAGAAAAAGCAGUUCAAUAUAUGAUAACGUUAUGUACUAAUUACUGUAUUUACAAAUUUAGCACCAAAACAUCACAAUGUAUUGAAACAGCCAUGGAUCCUGGUAGGAGGCAGACUGUGUUGGAUAAUACAGAACAUUGGAUGAGCAAAGGUUGGAUAAGUGAGACUGCUGUAACCUGAAUAAUAGAAGGGUCCUGUAGUAACAGAGCAGUGGAAUUAGUUACUUUUUGUUAUAGUUGUUGUAAUAAAUUCCUUCUGUAGGAGUUUCAUGGUGAAGCAUGUAGCACAUUUCUUUUAACUAGUAACUGUCUAUCUAAGCCAGUGAUUCUCAACCUUCCUAAUGCUGUGACCCCUUAAUACAGUUCCUCAUAUUGUGGUGACCCCCAACCAUAAAAUUAUUUUCUUUGCUACUUCAUAAUUGUAAUUUUGCUACUGUUAUGAAUUGUAAUGUAAAUAUCUAAUAUGCAGGAUGUAUUCUCAUUCACUGAACCAAAUUUGGCACAAAUACCCAAUACGCUCAAAUGUGAAUACUGGUGGGGUUGGGGGGUGGGGUAUGAUUUGUCAUUUGGGAAUUGUAGUUGCUGUCAUUUAUAGUUAACUUACAAUCAAAAGAGCAUUCCAAACUCCACCAAUGAUGGAAUUGAACCAAACUUGGCACACAGAACUCCCAUGACCAACAGAAAAUACUGGAAGGGUUUGGUGGGCAUUGACCUUGAGUUUAGAAGUUGUAGUUCACCUACAUCCAGAGAGCACUGUGGACUCAAACAAUGAUGGAUCUGGACCAAACUUGGCACAAAUACUCAAUACAUCCAAAUUGGAACCACUGGUAUAGUUUGGGGAAGAUAGACCUUGAUAUUUGGGAGUUGUAAUUUCUGAGAUUUGAAGUUCUCCUACAAUGAAAGAGUGUUCUAAACUUCACCAAUGAUGGAAUUGAACCAAACUUGGCACACAGAACUCCCAUGACCAACAGAAAAUAAUGGGAGGAUUUGGUGAGCAUUGACCUUGAGUUUGGGAGUUGUAGUUCACCUACAUCUAGGGAACACGGUGGACUCAAACAAUGAUGGAUCUGGACCAAACUAGGCACAAAUACUCAAUACACCCAAAUGUGAGUUUGGGGAAAAUAGAACUUGAUAUUUGGGAGUUGUAGUUGCUGGGAUUUGUAGUUCUCCUACAAUCAAGAAUGUUCUGAACUCCACCAAUGAUGGAAUUGAACCAAACUUGGCACACAGACUCCCAUGACCAACAGAAAAUACUGGGAGGGUUUGGUGAGCAUUGACCUUGAGUUUGGGAGUUGUAGUUCACCUACAUCUAGGGAACAUGGUGGACUCAAACAAUGAUGGAUCUGGACCAAACUUUGCAAUAAUGCUCAAUAUGGCCAAAUGAGAACACUGGUGGAGUUUGGGGAAAAUAGAGCUUGACAUUUGGGAGUUGUAGUUGGUGGGAUUUAUAGUUCACCUACAAUCAAAGAGCAUUCUGAACCCCACCAAUGAUAGAAUUGAGCCAAACUUCCCACACAGAACCCCCAAUACCAACAGAAAAUACUGUGUUUUAUUAUGGUCUUAGGCAACCCCUUUGACACCCCCUUGCGACCUCCCCAGGGGUCCGGACCCCCAGAUUGAGAAGCGCUGACCUAAGCUCUUGACAAUGGCCUAAAUUUCCAUGUAUGAUCUUAAUGGUGAAUUGUCAUCUAUCAGCAAAAUCGGGAGGGGAGAAGUGAUUUUUUUCUGCCCACUGAGUCCCCUACCCUAUAAAGCUAAAAAAUAAAUAAAAAUAAAUAAAUUAUCUAUUCUGGAGUUCUAGUAAAUCCUCAUUAGUCAGAUAUUGUUCAGCAUGGACAACAUUUGUAUUGGGUCAGGAUUAAGAAUAUUAGAAUUAUAACAAUAUGAAACUACACUACAUUAUAAACUACUGUUUACAAUCUCCAGCUUCUGCUAACUUAACCAAAAUCUCAUCCUCGCACUUUACUACUGUUCUGUACCCAAAGUUAUAAUGCUCCAGCUUACAUUGUCCUCUAUCCCUAAUGCUGCCAUUUGACUUAUGCACUUUAUCCAUCAGCCCUAUCCUCACAAUUGAUUUGCACCAGUCUGCCCACCCAUGCCCAGAAAUUGAUUAUUAUUCAUUGGUUGUUGGUUUGAUGGUUGCUCUUAUAUUCUGUUAUAAUGUUGUUGUUUUAUUCUGUUUUAUGCUGUUGUUUUUGUAGUUUAGUGUAUUUUAAUUUAGUGUAUAUGUUUGUUUGGGCUCAUCCUCAUGUAAACCGCCCUGAGUCCCCCCAGGGAGACGGAGACAGGGUAUAAAAAGAAAGUUAUUAUUAUAUUAUUAUAACCCUGUGCUCAAGUGGGAAGUGUCAAGACAGGGAAAAGUGUGUAGGAGCUCAGCCGACUGGGGUUGUUGCAGUGCCCCAAGACAAGGAUUAUGGUUAUGUUCCAUUUCCUUCAGAGCAGGACCCUUCAGAGUUUUCCAUGUUGCAUUUUAAUGUAGAUUCUCAGGGGAUUGUGAAUGAGGGCACAGAACAAACUGCAGAGCAAAGGGAGUUGGAAGACUCUGGGAUUGUUAGUUCUCAAGAUAGAAUGGUUUCCAGACAGUCUGAUGGGAACCAGCUUGGGUUUCUAGAUAAGGAAAGCAAAAGGAAUGUGUUAAUGAGCAACCUGGAGGAAUCAACCUUUGAUAGAAGGGGUCAAAUCUGUCAAGAUCGUCACCUGCAAGGGGGAGUCCGAAGGUCUGUCAGGAUAAGGGAAAAGAGGAAUUUGCAGGAGAGUUCUCAAGGGAAUUGGAAUGCUUUCUGUGUAGGUCUUUUUGAAUAAAUAUAGGGCUUUUACAGAAUUGCCUUUAGUGAGCGCAACGUUGGUUACAGGUCAAGUCUUGUAUGCAUGUCAUGUCAAAAUUCAUGGAAAUCUCUCCUCAAGACUCAUGUUCAAGUUGCUGUUGGUGAAAGUUUUCCUGUGUAAUUUUUCUGUGGAUUUUGGAUCUGUGCCACCUUGUUCCUUGGCUUUUCAAGAGACCUUGGACAUUUUCCUCUGUGGGUUUUAAGGACCAUGCCUUCGUGGAUUUUACUGUGGAUUUAAGAAUCGUCUCUGUUUACUUUUAUGGAUUAUAUUUGCCUACCUGCCAGUUUGGAUUGUUUUUAGGCUUUCUUACUUAAGGCUUUACUUGCCUUUUUCACCUUUUUAGAUAUUGCUUGCAUUUAUUCAAUAAACUGUUUAUUUGCUAAAGAACUUUGGAGUGUUUGUGGGUUCAAAAGUAUGCUUCCAGCCUUGGUGUGCGACAAAGUGAAUACCUCCUGUUUCACAGUCUCCUUUCUUCGUUGUCUACAUAAUCAAGAUUUGCAUGUUUUAUUUUGCCCAUGACCUAAAAUCUUUCCAAAUGUUUUUUGAAAAUGAAAAAGACAGGAUGAUGGCUUCUCUAAAGUCACUUGAUUGACUAAUAUAGGGUAGUUAAAGCUACGGCUCAUCUACUCCAUUCCUCAAAAUGAAACAUGUGUUGUUCAGAUCAGUGUAUAGCAAAAGGAUGUGAUUUAAGAUGAUCCCUUGGCAAUGACAUUCACAGUUUUUGCACAGGCAAAAUGGCAUUAGUGCUUUCUGUCAGCUUUCCAAAUGUCGGAAGAACCAGAUUAAUGUAUGUAUUUUUGUGACUUAAAAGCUCUGGACUAUAUUCUUGCAUUGAAUGUGUUGAAUUUUGGAUCAUAGUAUUAUUGACAAACACAAUCCACAAUGGGAUAAAAUAAAAGCUGCCUGUUAUUCAGAA